UUACAAUAAAUUGCUUUCUAUUUUCCUUACAAGAAUUACAAAAUAUAAAUACAAGUAGGUACCUAUAAUGUAAUAGUAUUAUAAUUCACAAAUAUUGAAUUAUUCACAGACAGUUUGGAAUUUGGAUGUUAUCAAGUAAAAAGCAUGUAGAUUUUAUUCAAAACUCACAAUAAUGAAGAAGUUGUAGUAAAAUAAAAGCAAUGACUACCGAAGGGCUUCCGGGAUUGUCAACUACUGAAGCUUUACGCACAUUAUAUAAUGAAAUAUUGUCGCUCAGAAAUCAUAUUAAAGAUCAACACAUACAACAGGGAAAAGACAGACUAUGGAUUCAAGAUGCAUUGAAACAUAAUAGUCCAUUCACUAGUAUCUGUUGGAUUACUGCUUUGAUCAUUUUUGCUUGUGGUUUUUCAUUGGUCAUCAUUAGUUUAGUGUAUGAUGAAAUGUGGUAUCUGUUUGAUGACGGAAUAUUGAUAUUGAUAUUGUUAACUACCAAUCUUGCUACUGUGUUAUGGGAUAACAAAUUAAGACAUGAAGAAAUGUUCACCAAGCUCGAUCAUGUGAUGAAAAAACUGAAUUGCUAUAAAGACAAAUGCCAUUGGAAGAAAGAAAAUUAUCCACAUUUAUGUAUGCCAUUUUCUCCAUCAGUUACUUUACAAUGGACUCAACGUGAUGGUGUGCUAGUAAAUUUACCUUGGGCGUUAUUGGUAAAAGGUGAUAUAGUACUUUUGAAACCAGGACAAACUUCUCCGUGCCAUGUUUCCAGGCUUAGGGAAAAAGAUAAAUGGGCUCCAGCAGAAUUGACUAGAUGGGAAAUAUUUAAUCCAGAUAUUGCAUCUGCUAUGAAAAACAAAACUUCUGUACCAACUAUGGUAUCUCGCAAUCCAUUAAAAAAUGUUGCAUAUGUUUUAAAUGAAACCCCGUAUUUAAAUAAUUUGAAACUUGCAUUAGAACUAUCACAAAAUAGACCAAGCAGCUUUUACACAAAAUGUUUAUAUUUGUUACAAAUAAUAUUCAUGCAAAAGUUUGCUGCAGCCACCUUUUUGGGAAGUACCAUUUUAACUGUUUGGUGGCGUUGGUCUUAUGUUACACUUUGGUUGAAAUCUGGUACUUGGGUAUCAAUGUUUGUUGUAAUUCCAAUCUCUAUACUUAUUCCACUUCUACCAUUGAUGUUGCCAAUUGCAUGGACACUCAUGACAUGUUAUGGAAAUGCAGUACUACAAUCAUCUUCCAUAGUUCAGAAAAAUAAAGACCUUUUUGAAGAAACUGAAACUGAAGCAAAAAACAACUCUUUAGAAUUUUCAUUUAGGCUUUAUGUUGUGUGGAUAAAAAAGGUAUACUAUCAUGGCCUAAUCCAACUGCUGAAAAAGUUUUUUUUUUUACAAAAUCCUUCCAAAUCAUCAUCAAUCUCAAAUUAUGUAGAUACUCCUAACUGUAAUAGAGAAACACAAAGAAAAAGUUACGAUAGUACUAUUCAGAAUCAAGAAAAUUAUACAGUAGAGGUACUUGAUCUAACUCAUGACCGAGGUUCAGCAUGGAGAUUACAAUUUGAUGAUGCAACUUGGUCAAAUCAUAUUACUUCUCUGAAGCCUCUAGGUCUAGCAGUACUAUUAAAUACUUGCAACCCAUCAACUCAUGCUCAUUAUGCCCAAUUUUGCGCGCAUGUAUCUUGCCAAGCUUUGUAUAGUGAAGUGCUUGUUCCUGUUACCAACCGAAGAUGUCUUUGUGAAUUAGCUCGACAAAUAGGAUUUUCAGAAUCUGCUGAUGAUAUUUUUGAACUUCAAUUACAGUUAUCCACUUAUAGACAUGUUCAAGCUGAUGCUGUUCGAAGAGAUAUUAAAUUUGCCAGAUCAUUACCAAAUACUACCAAAUUAAAAUUUCCAUUUCCUCACAUGGUGUGUGUAGGAUUAAGAGAGAGGAGUAUUGGUAAAGCUGCAACAAGUUUACAAUUAUUCAGCCAAGGUACAGCUGACAUAAUAUUGGAUGCUUGCAUAGAUUUUUGGGAUGGUCACGAUCUCAGUCCUAUAUCUCCUUCUGUUAGGAAGAAAGUACUAGAUUUUUAUCAAAGAACUAGUUUAACAGCUUACUGUACAGCAUUUUCAUACCGCCCACUACCAUUACCACCUGACAAAAGUUUCUCAGAAAUGUAUUUGGAGUUACCAGCUGAUUGUCGCCAAUUAUAUUCAAAAUUAUGUCGUAGUCCAACACCACAUCCGUGGACAUCAACAACUCCUAAAAUAAGGCAACCACAAUUUCAUUCUUCUGAUUCAUUACUAUUUGGUGAUUGCAGUGAAUAUAACUCAAAAGAUGUAAAUUGUUGUUUUGAAACACAAUGCAAUCAAAUAUUUUUAGGAAUGGUUACCAUGCAGUAUCAACCUCAAUAUGAUAUGGUUCAACUGAUUGAGCUAUUGGAAACAGCUUGUAUACGAUUUGUUCACUUUAGUAAAGAAAAUGAACUUCGAUCUAGGGUUUUUUCCGAAAAAAUGGGCCUGGAGAGUGGAUGGAAUUGUCAUAUUUCUUUACUAGGUGAUGCUCAAACAAGAACUCGUCUUGACCCUAGUGAGGGUGCAGCAACUUGUGAUGACGAAACUAGCUUUUUGAUACCGCUAACAUCUACUAGUCAGUCGAAGAAAAAACUUGCUGAUUAUGAACAUAAUUUAUCCGCUGAUUGUUUUCCUCCCCUCAAUAUAAAUUGUACGGCUCUCAAUAUGUCUCGUACAAUUAGUAUGUCAGCACCAACUGCUUUAAAUAUGGAUUAUGCCCAAGUAACAAUAGAACAUGAUGGAGAAAAAAUUAUAAAGCCAAUGCUCAUCCAAAAGGAUACCCUUUUCAAUGAUAAUAGCAAUGUGGUUGAAAUAGAAAAAAAUGGAGAAGAAUGGCACUCACUUAGCUGCAUGUCUGAUAGUACUGACCAAAGUGCUCCUGUUAAUUUUGAUAUGUAUAAUCGAGCUAAACUGCCUCGUGGCAUUGAGAACAUUCGACCUCAUCUAGAAUGCAUAGACAAUGUUCCACUUUUAGUUUCAUUAUUCACUGAUUGUACUCCAGAAGCCACUAAAGAAAUGAUAUCCAUAAUGCAGCAGUAUGGAGAAGUUGUUUGUGUACUGGGAUCAUCUCCAAAUGCUGAAAAUAUUGGUAUAUUUAUGCAGGCUGAUGCAAGUCUUGCUAUUGAACCGAUCUAUCCACAAGUAUGUCAGCGAAUUAGCAUCAUGCAACAACCAAGUCCAAUAGAUGCUCCAAUAUCUCCAGUGGGUCUUUCUGAGUUAUUGAAUUCUCUUCCUUGUUGCCUUUCACUUAAUCGUCAAGAUCCAUUACCAGUGUACCAUCUUAUUAUGGAAGGAAGAUAUUUAAUGCAAGGGAUAUGGAACUGUAUUCAAUUUUGGACUAGUUGCAUGGUUUCGCUUAGUUUUCUUCAACUACUUGCAAUUGUUCUUGUAUUACCUCCUAUUUUAUCAGUCGGUCAAAUAUUAUGGCUUACAUGUAUUGUUGUGCCUCUACUGUCAGUAUCGUUGGUAGGAGGUCCAACAGAUCCUGAAGUUAUGCAAAAACCAACUGGAAAAAAUCAAUGUUCUAUUACAUCUGAAUUGUCUUAUUACGUAAUAUGGUUUUAUGGCCUGAAAUUUUUACCGGUUGUAAUUAAUAUGGUGUUGCUGUUUAUAUGGUCACUGAGUCAAGCUUGUGAUUUGAUUUUAUCUACUACUAAUAAUAAUUCAACUAUUGAAAUUCAACGAUGUUGGUAUGUAUAUCCAGAUCCUAAAGAAACUGAAUGGGGAGGUUGGUCAAAAUUUGAGCCCACUAUUAUCAGUGUACAAAGAUUAAUGUUGCUUUUCCUUGUGAUGCAUUACGUUACCAUAUCUCUAAGUUUUGUUCAUCGAGAUUAUUUACUUUGGAAACGAACUAUACAUUUAAAUAAACCUUAUUUAUUCACUUCAUUGUUCAUUAUUCUAGUUCAAUGGGCAUACACAAUUCAUUAUGAAUACUUUGAUAGUAUUGAAAAUAAUAUUAGUAUUUCCAAACUAUCUGUAUUGACUUUUAUUAUUGGGUUUGUAUCUUUGUUCCUGGUUUUCAUUGUUAACGAAAUUGUUCAUUGGCAAGAGAUAAGGUCAAAUGUGCGUUACCAAAAAAGAGCAAGAUUAGAUUUUGGAACUAAACUUGGUAUGAACUCUCCAUUCUAAAAUAAGAAAUAUCUAUUAUUUCCCUUGUUAGUUGACGUUAGGUUACAAGUAGUUAAUGUAUGUGAUAUUAAUAUUGUUAUUAAUUGCGUUAGACUGAACACUAUAGAGUUCUACUUAUAAAAAUUUUUGUAAAUGUUUUAAAUAAUUUAAGUAAACUAAAUAAUUUAUACUAAUUUAAUAUUUAUGCUUAUUUUUAGUGCUUAGAAUUAUGAUUGUUAUUUACAUAAAAUAAACGUCCAUUUUUACAAUUAAAACAAAACUUCUAAGUAAUAAAAAUAUGGGUUUAAAAAUACGUCUAAAAAUGACUUCCUGUUAUUCAUGUUAGGACCCUUAUAUCACUGAAACGUCUGGUAACAUUCCAGAUAUCCAUUAAACAUUAUUAUAACGCACUUGCACUCAAACUUAAACACCUUCUUGGUAACCACAGAUCUGAAUCCUUUGCAAACGAUACAUAAUCACUUACAUAUAAUAAUGGUUCACUUUGGAGUUUGGAAGACUAUUAGGAAACUCCUAUGUAUUCAUAAUAAACUCCUAUCUUGCGUAAAGACACAGAAAUACAGAAUAGAAUAAAGUAAAGAUGAUGGUACCUGGGCUAUCCCUGACCAAGAUAAAGCAAACAUAUUUACCAAACACUUGGAAAACACCUUCCGCGUCAUAAUAUCCAUCGCUUAACAAAAUCAAAGAAGUUGAAAGUUUCAUCGACUCUCCACUACAAAUGUGCUUUCCUCCCAUAGUCUUCUCUCAUGGCAGUCUAUUUUAAUAUUAAAAACUCCUCCUAACAAAAUGUCUAGGCCUUGAUCUUAUCGCUGUCAGUCAUCAGACACCUACCAAAGAAAUCUAUCAUAUUCCUCACACAAAUAUACCAUGCAAUCCUCAGAUUAUCUUAUUUCCCAAUCCUUUGGAAAUAUUCUACCAUAAUUCUUAUAUUAAAACCCAAAAAGCCUCAAACACCCCAACUUUAUAUUGAUCAAUCAGUCUCUUUCCAAUACUUUCCGAGGUAUUUGAAAAGUGGUUAUUGAAACGUAUUUUACCUAUAGUUGAAGUUAUAAAAACUUUACCAAACUCACAAUUUGGAAUCUCCUACGGUCUACAGCAAAAACUCUACUGUACUGGUGCAUUCCUAGAUUUCUCCCAGGCCUUUGAUAGUGUGGCACAUAGGUCUCUUAUACAAAUAUAAGCUUCUUUUACCCAGUCACUACUAUCUAAUCCUAAAAUUGUAUCUAGAAUUUUAGAAUCUUCUCAGUGAGAGUAUGUUAUACCUCUUCUAUUUAUACAAUAGUUAAUGCAGGCGUACCUCAAGGAGCAAUUUUACACUUGUUAACAUCAAUCAUCAACAAACUUGGUCAGCUCACAAAAAAAUAUUAUUGUUCACUUAAUGACCGCCUCUAUCUCUUUUUCCAUUCUUGACUUCAGCAAUUAAUAUAAAACUACCGUAUAGACCCAUUUGAUCCUAGGCCAUACAGCUAUGAUUUAUGGAGCUUAGCCAAAAUGUCUAACAUUAACCAUAUUCACAUACAAAGAUUUCCAUCCAGUCCUUUGCAUACUCUCAAAAGCUCCAUUCUACACUGUUCAACGAGAGAACGCACAGGUUUUGCGCAUGUAGAAUGACGACUGUGAGGCUCCGUUUUCCCCUCCAAGAACCCCAAUCGCGACCAACACUAUAUUAUGGGAGAGCCACACGCGCAACCUAUUCUCUCUGACCACCGAUGAUAAUGGUUAUCGACUGGUGAUGACGGGCGUGGACAGGCGUAGACCAAACCAAUUUUUGUGGGGCGGUCCAUGAGUUCUCUCUUUGAAAAAAGUAUACGUUUCCAAUAAUACACUUUCAAUCUGACUUCAAAAUACCCACUGUUGUCUGUCACAGCAUUAGCAAAACUCCACUAUAAGCAAUUAAUAAUACACUAACUCACCAUCUCCAACAUCCUUAUUACCCAACUAUCACCUACAACUAUUCUUGAAAAUCCAAAAAAAAAAGUUUAUAAGACAAUGAUGUCUGCUUAU
This is a messenger RNA of Acyrthosiphon pisum (pea aphid), 6170 nucleotides long. Its product is annotated as transmembrane protein 94-like protein l(2)k05819. The transcript has 24 exons. NCBI's taxonomy places the organism in Eukaryota, Metazoa, Arthropoda, Insecta, Hemiptera, Aphididae. The record is from RefSeq and is a predicted model, not a curated record. The coding region runs from base 201 to 4169 and encodes 1322 amino acids.